Molecule: messenger RNA, 669 nt
Organism: Lachnellula hyalina
Lineage: Eukaryota; Fungi; Ascomycota; Leotiomycetes; Helotiales; Lachnaceae
Product: Ammonium transporter
Exons: 4
Coding region: 1-669 (222 amino acids)
Biological process (GO): ammonium transmembrane transport
Cellular component (GO): plasma membrane
Molecular function (GO): ammonium channel activity
Source: RefSeq, a predicted model, not a curated record
AUGGGUGGCUUGGACUUUGCUGGUGGAACACCAGUCCACAUUUCAUCUGGAGCUGCUGCCCUGGCAUAUUCGGUCAUGCUUGGCAAGAGAUCGGGAUAUAGCGACACGAACGGGCUCCCAUACCGACCCCACAAUGUAACUCACAUAGUUCUCGGUACGGUCUUCCUGUGGGUUGGAUGGUUCGGCUUCAACGCGUCCGGAUUUGUACCUGCAUGGGCCGCAGUAAUCUUUGGUGUCGUUGGCGCCGGUGCUUGCAAUUACGCAACAAAAUUGAAGUACCUGAUCCGUGUCGAUGAUGCUCUCGAUAUCUUCGGUGAACACGGUGUAGGAGGAAUCGUGGGCAAUCUCUUGACUUCAUUCUUCGCUGCCGAUUACAUAGCGCAUCUCGACGGCUUUACCGAGAUCCCAGGAGGCUGGCUCAACCGCCACUGGAUCCAACUUGCGUACCAGCUCGCGGACUGUGUGUCCGGCUUCGUGUACUCUUUCUUCGGUACCUGCCUCAUUCUCUUCGUGAUGAACCUCAUCCCCGGCCUGAGUCUUCGAGCUACAGAGGAGGAAGAGGCUCUUGGCAUGGAUGAUGCGCAACUCGGUGAAUUUGCGUAUGAUUAUGUUGAGCUUAGGAGGGAGACUAGCGAUGUCAUCGAUAGCGAAGUGGUAGCAAAGGUUUGA